UCUUCGCUAGGGUUUGGUGGUGGACGAGCCAUGAAUGAAGAAGAAAACAAGGCUUUCUAUUCUCAAACUGCGUUUUACGGAGCUGGCCAAGCUCCAAUUCAAUCGCGUCUGGGACGAUUGAUCCGUCAUCCGAACGCACCCUUUUUGCUCCCUGUCCACAAUUUCUCUGAUGCUAAUAAUUGAGAGAAUCUGAAGCUGUUGACAGGAAGGGAUUUUGAACGGGAGGAUUUUGAACGAGAUUGGAGUGCAAUAUGGCCAAUGUAGGUAGCGGAGCAGUACCGCGCGGUGCAGUGGCGCAGCCUACGUCGCAGCAGGAUUAUUACAAGUCGUUGGUACCUUCCCAGCUGCUUGCUGAGCGUGGUGAAGAAAUAGUUGUAAUAAAUCCUGGCUCAGCAAAUGUUCGAAUCGGGCUUGCAUCUGCGAAGGCCCCUGUGAGUGUGCCACAUUGUAUAGCACACCUGUUGCGAGUCAGUGGGGAAGAUGCAGCUGAAUUGCCAAAAAAAGGAGCAGUUGGCGAGGGUUGGUUUGGGACAUCAGUGUUAUCAGCAGCAAGGGCGGAUGAAAGAGAAGAAGCUCUUGAGCUGGUGGUUUCACAGCUCAAGAUCAGGUCAUUUUACUCAGAAGUAAAGGGCCAGGCAGGUGGGGGGGAUUCGAACAGCUGCGAAUUUCUUUCAAAAGAGCGGGAUACAGGCUUUGAAUGGACCAAUGUAGAGGAUAUUAGCUCUACUGCACGUGUAACAUCAAGGGUCCAUCAAUCGUCAACUUCCAAGUCCAGACCUGACGAUCCAGACGACGUUAAGGACGGUGGAUUCAAGCCUGAAAGGUCUAAAACUUAUCGUAAGUAUAUCUGUGGGGAGGAAGCGCUAAAGAUUCCUGCAAGCAAGCCGUACACUCUAUAUCGGCCUAUGUGUCGGGGUCGCCUUAAUAUAUCUAGUAAAUACUCUAUGCAACAGGUUUGCGAUGACAUCUACAGAAUAUGGGAUUAUGUUCUAACAGAGAAGUGCCACAUUGGCUCCAAGAUGCGACCAAGGUUUUCGGCGGUUUUGGUUGUUCCUGAUACCCUUGACAACCGAGAGGUAAAAGAGUUGCUGUCAGUAGUUCUACGGGACCUCCAGUUCCACUCUGCAGUUGUAAUCCAGGAAUGUGUAGCGACUACUUUCGGCAAUGGAUUCUCAUCAGGGUGCAUCGUAAAUAUGGGUGCACAAGUUAUCACAGGCAUGUGUGUUGAGGAAGGGGUUGCGAUUCCAUCAACACGUUUUGUGCUGCCUUAUGGUGGAGAUGAUAUCACUAGGUGUUUAUUCUGGGUCCAACAGCGUAAGAAAACAUGGCCCAUCACUGGCACUGAUCUUUUGCGUGAUUCACUCGACUUUAAAACUCUUGAAAAGUUGAAGGAGACUCACUGCAUACUUAUGGAAGGUGAGCAGCAUACUACAGUUGAUGUGAAGUGCCGCAUGGCAGGCGAGCCUACUCGGGUGUACACUGUCUUACUGUCUUCUUUAAACGUUCCACCCAUGGGGUUAUUUUACCCUUCUCUUCUUGCUCUGGAACAGUUUUCUUCCCUUCCUCGACCUUGGUAUCACAUAGAUCACGAAGAUACUGCAGACGACACUUUUCUUGAAGCUGGCCGUCGUUUUGAAACAAAUGAGACGGGGCUAGCUAACGGGAGCCUUAAUGGGACCUCUAUAAAUCAGGAUUCUGAUCCAUAUGAUUUUGAAGAUAAGGAGAAGAAAGAGGUGGAGGAAGUUUCUAGUGGUCUUCCUCAAGCUAUUGUUAAGAGUAUUCUGUCGUUAGGACGUGUGGAUCUUCAGAAGAAGCUGUUCGCAAGUAUUCAGCUGGUUGGUGGCGUUGGGUUAACGAAAGGGCUGGUGGAUGCCGUUGAGGAAAGGGUUUUGCAUGCCAUACCAGUGGAUGAAGCUGUGGACACUGUGGAGGUACUUCCAAAUCGAAUGGCCCCAAUGGACACCAUGUGGAAAGGUGGUGCGGUUCUUGCCGUCUUGGACUUUGGACGUGACUCUUGGGUGCAGUACGAGGAUUGGUUAGAUGGGAUGGUUAUGGUUGGAAGUGGCCGAAAAUAUAGGGAUUCAAAUACCCUCCAGGCUCAAGCAUUCUGGUACAAUGCCAUGUUAGAUUGAAUAAAAUUUACGAUGAUGUGAUUGGGCUGGCCCCUUAUUUAGAGAUUUGUUCGAAAUUGCAGACAGUUGUAUAGUAUACACUCUUCUUAGAUAAAGUGCUCUACUGCGUGCUCGGUUAGCUUGAAAACUUUUGACCUUGCUAGUCCACAUUAUGACUAUGCUCUGCCGAAAAUUGUACUAAAACGUGAUCAUUCUGCCAACAUUAUGUUUUCCAGUCUUCUUUGAAGUCUUGAUCGUCUUGAGACUGAACAUACCCUGUGACCGACUUAGCGGUUGGUGCGGUAGAAAAAACGGUGCUAGUUAUUACGAUGUCUCUGGACAUGAGCAGUAAACUGAUCAUAUUACGCUAGUGGGGAUCUACAGUGUAGAUACAAGUAACGCUGAAAAUAUGAUAUAUUUAUCAGUAAAAUGACGAUUUCCCUCUCUGAUGAA
Physcomitrium patens is the source of this 2564-nucleotide messenger RNA. RefSeq names its product actin-related protein 9. Lineage: Eukaryota; Viridiplantae; Streptophyta; Bryopsida; Funariales; Funariaceae. The record is from RefSeq and is a predicted model, not a curated record.